AUGGGCUCGCAGGAGGGCACGCGCUCGAUGCGCGCAUCGAAGCGACACUCGGUGACGGCGUUGUACUUGUCGAUGAAUGCGAAUCAGAAAGAUCUGGAGAUUGAUGAUGAUCUGGCAAGAGCGCAAAAAAUACUGCGAGACUUGAAGGCGAAGAUCUCGUCGCAGUCGAAGAAGAACUUUGUCCUGGAGAGAGACGUGCGAUACCUCGAUUCGCGGAUAGCGUUGCUCGUACAGAACCGCAUGGCUUUGGAAGAGCGAGACGAAGUCGCCAGCCACCUGGACGAUAGCGGAGACCUCACCGAAGGCUCGCUCAUCAACGACGAACGAACGCAAAAGUACGGCAACCUGCUUUUCCUGCUCCAGAGCGAACCCCGAUACAUCGCCCACCUCUGCCGGCUCGUCACCAUGGCGGAGAUCGACCAAUUGCUGCAGACGGUCAUGUUUACAAUCUACGGCAAUCAGUACGAGAGCCGAGAAGAGCACCUGCUGCUGACCAUGUUUCAAUCCGUCUUGACCUACCAAUUCGACAACACUCCCGACUACUCCUCCCUCCUGCGAGCCAAUACUCCUGUCUCGCGCAUGAUGACCACCUACACCCGAAGAGGGCCGGGCCAGAGUUACCUCAAGACCGUCCUGGCGGAUCGAAUCAACUCCCUCAUCGAGAUUAAGGAUCUCGACUUGGAAAUCAACCCUCUCAAAGUGUACGAAUCGAUGGUGCAGGCGAUCCAAGACAAGGGAGAAGUGCUUCCUGAAGGACUCUCCAAAGCCGUCACAGCAGAGCAGGCGGCCGCGAACGAAGCGGUGCAGAAGAUUAUCACGCCGCGCAUCGAAAUGCUCAUUGGCAUCGCCAAUUCCUUCGUCGACACCAUCAUCGACGGCCUGGAAGAAACACCGUACGGCAUUCGAUGGAUCUGCAAACAGAUCCGAAGCCUCACCCGCCGGAAGUACCCCGAUGCCCAAGAACAAACCAUCUGCACCCUCAUCGGCGGCUUCUUCUUCCUGCGCUUCAUCAACCCGGCCAUCGUCACGCCGAGAUCAUACAUGCUCAUUGAGCAAACCCCCGAAGACCACCCUAAACGUACCCUCACAUACGUGGCAAAGAUGCUGCAGAACCUGGCCAACAAGCCCAGCUACGCCAAGGAGCCCUACAUGGUCCGCCUGGCGCCCUUCAUCGAGCAGAACAAGGAGCGCAUCAAUAAAUUCAUGAUGGAUCUGUGCGAAGUGCAGGACUUUUACGAGAGUCUGGAGAUGGACAAUUACGUGGCGCUGUCGAAGCGCGACCUCGAGCUGUCCAUUACCAUCAACGAAGUCUACGCCAUGCACGCGCUGCUGGAGAAGCAUCGCACGAGCGUGGUGCGCGACGAUGGCUCGCACUUGUUCCAACUGCUGAACGAGCUAGGCCCGGCCCCGCCACAAGUGGCGCGAAAAGACAACCGCGCACUCAAUUUGCCGCUCUACAGCAAAUGGGAAACACCCAUCGACGACCUCACCGCCGCCCUCGACAUCACACAAGAAGAAGUCUUCUUCAUGGAAGCCAAAUCAACCUUUGUCAUGCUCCUGCGCUCGCUCCCCGCCACCUCCAGCGCCGCCCGCCGCCCGAUCCGCCUCGAGCGCGUGGCCGAAGCAGCAGCAACGACCAAGAACGACUCCGUAAUGGUGCGCAAGGGCAUCCGCGCCAUGGAGCUCCUCAACCAACUGCAAGAACUCGGCAUCAUCGACCGCGAAGACCACUUCGCCCUCCUGCGCGACGAAAUCGAGCAAGAGCUGCUCCACCUCGGCUCGCUGAAGGAAAAAGUGCUGGAGGAAACGGACAAGCUGGAAGAAGUCUUCCGCACGAUCCACGAGCACAACUCCUACCUCGUCGGCCAGCUGGAAACGUACAAAUCCUACCUGCACAACGUGCGCGGGCAGUCGGAGGGCACCACCACAAAGCGCGGCCAGGGCGCAUCAGGCAAAGUCCUCGGGCCGUACAAGUUCACGCACGCGGAGCUGGAGAAGCAGGGCGUGAUCCAGCACAGCAAGGUCCCCGAAAACCGCCGGGCGAACAUCUACUUCAACAUCACCUCGCCCAGCCCCGGGACGUUUGUCAUUAGCUUGCACUACAAGGGGCGCAAUCGCGGCUUGCUGGAGCUGGAUUUGAAACUCGACGACUUGCUCGAGAUGCAGAAGGAGCAUCAGGAGGACUUGGAUUUGGAGUAUGUGCAGUUUAAUGUGACGAAAGUGUUGCAGCUGCUGAACAAGCGGUUUGCGCGGAAGAGGGGGUGGUAG
Neohortaea acidophila is the source of this 2268-nucleotide messenger RNA. RefSeq names its product ras GTPase activator. Gene Ontology annotation, biological process: regulation of actin cytoskeleton organization; regulation of GTPase activity. Bases 1 to 2268 code for a protein of 755 amino acids. Gene Ontology annotation, molecular function: protein binding; GTPase activator activity. The record is from RefSeq and is a predicted model, not a curated record. Lineage: Eukaryota; Fungi; Ascomycota; Dothideomycetes; Mycosphaerellales; Teratosphaeriaceae. The transcript has 4 exons. Gene Ontology annotation, cellular component: cell cortex.